CACAGAUGCAGAGAGACCAAAAUGACGUUCAACAGCAUUGAGAGAGAUCAAAGGAGUAAAAAGAAAUGGCUUUUGGUUGUAUAGUUAAAAGGGAGGUAAUUUGUUCUACACGGUAGAGAGAGCCAGAAUGUCAAUACUACAGGGCCCCCGAUAACGAGUCAAAACAGUGUUAAAAAAAGACCCACCUAGCCACGCCCCCAUACCAAACUAACUUUUGAAGGAUCCUGUGGAAGACCCCAAUUGAAGAAAGCCAAGGACUGGAAAAACAGAGUGCUUCCUUGGCAGUUUCACUCAGUCAGAGAGAGAGAGAGAUAGAGAGAGAGAGAGACCAAAAUGGUGUUCAACAGCAUGCUGGUGCUGUCAGUGGCACACGUGUCAGCUGACGCGUGGCAAUGCCUGACAUGCAUACCGGACCGCCUCAGCAGCCACCAGCUCUUAGAUCUCAUCUGUUGCUUUCCUCUGCAGCAACUGGGUCGUCUCGCUCUGUGCCUCUGGACCUUCCUCUGCCUUCCCCCUCCCGAUUCCUUCUACUCCUAUGCUUACACUGAUUCUGAUGAUUCAUCCACAACCGUUGACUACGAUGACUAUUACUACGACUCCCACUCUGAUUGAUUCCUCGAUCAUUUCGUCUUGUUUGAGUUUCCUGCACGGUUGUUCGUUAGCAUGGAUCUGUUUAUAAAUUACUCAUUGAGUCGGUGGAUUUGGAUUAAAGAAGUUGCUACUAGAAGUGUUAUAUCCUAUAAGCUUCAACACAUUUUCAAAUACUACUAGGGGAGAGAGUGUGUUAUGAAAGAAGUGGUCAAAGAAUCAUGUUUAUAAGAGCUUAGUAUGCUGGUAUUUCAAUUUGAGGACUGGUGGAAAAUUCUAGGGAGCUGCAACCUUUUGGAAAGUAUGAGUUGAUUACUUGCUCAAAUUAUCAUGUUAUAUCAGGAAACAAGGAUCUACCUUUUGAUGAUGGUUGAAAGGACCGAGAUAAGACUAAUGCCUUAGAGAUGUUUAUAGAGUAAAUAAAAAUAAUAAUAAUCCAUAUAUACCUCAAUAAACUCCAUCCUUUUGAGUGGUACCUGUUCAUACUGACGGAGAAUCCCAACUCAUAACCAAGAAGAAACAUGUUUAGCAAAAGAAUACUCUCAAUACUGUUUGCAUGUCAUAUAGCAUAAGCAUGACCAAUGGCGCAAUAGAAACGGUGAAGCAGUAGUAACCCUGGCCUGAAGACGACUCAAUUUAGGUGUCUUUGGUUUGUAAAGCAAGUUUAUGCUGCUUGGUCAGUCACUUUUAGUGAGACAUUGCAGGUGAUGUGAAUAGUAAAAUGAUUUAAAGAUUUUGAAUGUAUGAUAUUUCGAAGAAUCUCAUGUUUCCCUGUAUUAAUGGAUAAAUGUGUCUGCAACUCUUAUUAGAUUAACGGAAAAUGAUCAGCCUUGGCAAAUUCAUCA
Ziziphus jujuba (common jujube) is the source of this 1433-nucleotide messenger RNA. RefSeq lists its product as uncharacterized. The record is from RefSeq and is a predicted model, not a curated record. The transcript has 2 exons. Bases 334 to 612 code for a protein of 92 amino acids. NCBI's taxonomy places the organism in Eukaryota, Viridiplantae, Streptophyta, Magnoliopsida, Rosales, Rhamnaceae.